Molecule: messenger RNA, 1329 nt
Organism: Talaromyces marneffei
Lineage: Eukaryota; Fungi; Ascomycota; Eurotiomycetes; Eurotiales; Trichocomaceae
Exons: 3
Coding region: 1-1329 (442 amino acids)
Molecular function (GO): O-methyltransferase activity
Source: RefSeq, a predicted model, not a curated record
AUGGCAGGGUCAGGUCCAACCCUUGCCAGCCUAGCUGCUGCCAUCACUCAAGCAACAAGCGCCAUUUCAUCCUAUAUCGAUGAACAUAAGCUUCCUGCUCCAUCAUUCACAGAGAAUGGCCUAGAUAAAUACCCGGCGGUACCGGAGGUCCAAUUCGCCCGCCUGCAGCUCUUGGACGCGGCGACAGAUUUGCUGCAUUUAGCUAUGGGCCCUGAAAGUUACAGCUUGUUGCACCCUGUUUUUAAUAACCAUGACACCAUGGUAAUGGACGUUCUCAACCAAUUCGAUUUCUUUUCGGCCGUCCCCACUGGCGGCUCUGCUACUUAUAGCGAAAUCGUGGAACGGACUAAGUUGCCAGAGGAGGUGGUACGUCGCAUAUUAAGAUACGCAUUCACUAUGCGUCUGUUUGCCCCCGUCGGCCGGGAUUCAGUUAAGCACACUGCCACAUCGGCGUAUAUAUUGAGAACCCCCCCGAUGCGCAGUAUGAUAGGUCACAACGCCGAAGAAAUUCGCAUCUCGAACUACUAUUUCCCAGAAGCCCUGAGGAGAUUCAGUCUUGGAAACCCUGCUCUGAGCCAGGAGAUAAACGAGUCCGGCUGGGGCGUUGCCGAUGUUGACAAGACCGGUGAACUGCAAUCGUACUGGGACUACCUUAAGCGACAGCCAGAAGGCAAACCAGAGGGAUAUAGGGAGAAACGCUUUGCGGAAGCUAUGCAGGCUGCCGCUGCUGCUUCUGGGGUCGCCGUGAAUGAAUAUUUGAGGGAUAAUUAUGACUGGGCGAGUCUCGGCGAGGCAAAGGUCAUUGAUAUGGGCGGAUCCAGUGGUCAUGAUGCCUUCGUUCUGGCUAAAGCAUUCCCUAAACUGUCACUUGUUGUUCAAGAUCGCCCUGAGCUUGAGCCUUCUUUCCGCGCCUUGCUUCCUCAAGAACUAUCGGAGAGAGUCCUCUUCCAACCUCACGACUUCUUCACUCCUCAGCCAGUCAAGGCCGACGUCUAUGUCGUGAAGCAGAUUUUUCAUGAUUGGCCUGACAAAUAUGUGAUCAAAAUUUUGGAGAAUAUCGCACCCCACUUGAAAUCUGGCAGUCGUCUCGUAAUGUUCGAGUCUGUCUUUCCUAGCCUUGACGCCGAGGGCAAGUACCCCUUGCCUCCGGCAGCUAUGCGCAUGCUUGCUGCCACUGAUCUUCAGAUGAUUACGUUUGCCAAUGCUGUCGAGCGAACUUUAGAAGAAUGGCACGCAGUGGUCAAAAAGGCUGACGAGCGUUUCGAUGUCCGGGUGGUCUCAGAGAAUCCCAUAUCUCUCCGAAGCAUUAUCGAGGUUGUGUACAAAUAA